UACUCAUCUCCUACAAAAAAAAACUCUUAAAAAACCAUCAUCUCAUGCACCCAACUUCUCCUUCAAAUUUCAAAAAUCCUUUUAAAUUUCUAAAUCUCACAAAAAAGACAAAUUUUUUUUCCAUAUUCCAAGAUUGUGUUCGAUCGUUUUCCCGAGUAAUUUGCUUGUCAAUAACAUUCCACUCAUAAGUAGGUUCACAUCGUGCCUAAAUUUCCUGUAACCCUGUGUAACUCAAUACGCCACGUUAGUAGAAAGAGUUAAGCUACUAAGCUAAGUUGUUGUUACGAAACUUGGGGCCACGUCCACCUUUCUAGGCUACAUAAUAGCUCCCCUUUUUCUUUUCCAAUUCCUUCUUUUAAAAUGGAUUGUGCUUUCAAUUGGGAAUACAAUACACUUAUAAAUGAGCUAACUCAAGGUAUUGAACACACUAAGCAACUUAGAGCUUACUUGAGCUCAAUGGCUUCUACUACUACUGAAAAUCAAGAAUUGCUUCUGCAGAAGAUUCUUUCUUCUAUUGAGCAAUCUCUGUUAAUUCUCAAAUGCAGUGGAUCGUCUAUCCAAUCUCCCCAGCCUGUGCUACAAACAUGUGGUGCAAUUGAAUCUUCGGUUUCAGUUGAUGGAAGUCCUAGGAGUGAGGACAAGAAAAGGAGUUUCAAAGAUCAUCAAGAGGUCAUAAAUAUUUCAAAGAAGAGAAAAUCACAGCCUACAUGGACUGAACAAGUCAAAGUCAGCGCACAGACUGGAUUUGAAGGUCCUACUGAUGAUGGAUAUAGCUGGAGAAAGUAUGGUCAGAAAGACAUUCUUGGAGCUAAAUAUCCUAGGAGUUACUACAGAUGCACAUAUCGUCACAUGCAAAAUUGUUGGACGACAAAACAAGUGCAAAGGUCAGAUGAUGAUCCUACUGUAUUUGAGAUCACAUACAAGGGUUCCCAUACUUGUCACCAAGCUACUAAUUCUGCACUACAACCGAAAUCACCAGAAAACCAAGAAUUCAAGAAACAAGCCAACUAUCAAACAGGGCAAUAUUCGAAUCAAGUGCUGAUGAAUUUGAGAGCAAACCUGAGAGUCGAUACUAAUGAUUUGGACAAGAAUGAGACAGCAGCAUGUUCUUUCUCCUUUCCUCCAACAUUCUCUGGUUUGACAGAUGAAAAUCGACAUUUCCAGAUUUCCCAUGUUGAUGAAAAUCUGAUGAUAGGUGGCGGCUAUUCACCGUCUUUUGUCUCUCCUACGACCCCUGAAUCAAACUACUUCUCAAUCUCGAGCAGCUGCCAGAUGAAUGGUUUUGGAAUGGUUCAUAACGGGCACCGUUCAGAAUCAGACCUCACUGAUAUAUUCUCAGCCAACACUUCCUCAACAAGUUCUCCAAUUUUGGACGGCGAGUUUUCACUAGACCAUUUUGAGCUAGAUCCAAAUUUCCCAUUUGAUAACCCCAGAUAUUUCUCAUGAAAUGCACUUAAAAAGAACAAUAAAGAUGAACAGUGUGGAUGUUAAUUGUUAUCGCCGAAAUCCUUUAUAGAAGUAGAUGAUCCCUCCUUUAAUAGUUAGUAUAGACAUGCUUUGCAAAAAUUAGCAACAAAACCAGCAAUUGAAUAGAAACUAGCUGUAUACAAUAGUCUACUGAACUUCCUGUAUUCUGACAUCAAGCUGCUGAGUGAAAUUCAAGCAUAUUCUUUCAAAAGGCUAUUGAACAUUCAUGAAUUCUAUCAAACUACAGAAAGCUCGGCUAUUCACCUUUGCGCUAUUCACAUUUGCUUACUAUCAUAAGCAGACAGAGAACAAUUGGGGAAACCAGAAAGCGUAUCUAAAAUUUGCAGACACUAAGAUGCCACAAGCCCUUAGGCUGUUGCAAACAGACAAUUCUUAGCACUCUUUAUCGUUCAAUUGCAGCAAGCAGGAAGUUAUUUAGGCGGUUGUAAAGCCUCCGACAUUAUACUUACUCCGGAAGAAGUCACAAGAAAAUCCAUAGAUUCAUAGACAACAAAGAUCAUAACGACUAAGUAGUAUAGGUAUAAGUAAAACUAUUACUCCCUACGUUUCAUUUUAUGUGUCUUAGUUUGAUUAGGCACGAAGUUUAAAGAAAAGUAAGAAAGACUGUUGAGUCUUGUGGUAAAUUAAAGAUGUGUGUAAUGUACCAAAAUGCCUUUGAAUCUUGUG
Nicotiana tabacum (common tobacco) is the source of this 2154-nucleotide messenger RNA. Its product is annotated as putative WRKY transcription factor 41. Gene Ontology annotation, molecular function: DNA-binding transcription factor activity; transcription cis-regulatory region binding. NCBI's taxonomy places the organism in Eukaryota, Viridiplantae, Streptophyta, Magnoliopsida, Solanales, Solanaceae. Gene Ontology annotation, biological process: regulation of DNA-templated transcription. The record is from RefSeq and is a predicted model, not a curated record. Gene Ontology annotation, cellular component: nucleus.